AUGGAGCCAGAAGCGUUGGAAACAUGCCCCUACAACGCCCACCACAGGAUCCCUCGCAGCCGCUUCCAAUACCACCUGGCCUUCUGCCUGAGGGAGACCAUCAGGAAAGCCAAAGCAAUGGCGACCUGCAAGUAUAAUGCCUGCCACGUGCUCCCCAUCAAGAAGCUGCAGGAGCAUGAGGCUGCCUGUGUAAAUCGUAGAAAUCUGGAGGAGGAGGACGGCACGAGCACCUCGCGUCUCGGCAGUGGUCUGCAAGGCCCCAGCGCCAACACCUGGAACACGGACAACAGCAACUGCUACCCCAUAUUCGUCCUGAAGCCUUUUGCCCCUCAAAAGCUUGUCUGUGAGAGCGUGCCCCUCAUGGUCCCCCAGAAGAACCUCAGACCAGGCCAAUAG
Suncus etruscus (white-toothed pygmy shrew) is the source of this 396-nucleotide messenger RNA. RefSeq names its product gametocyte specific factor 1 like (gene GTSF1L). NCBI's taxonomy places the organism in Eukaryota, Metazoa, Chordata, Mammalia, Eulipotyphla, Soricidae. The record is from RefSeq and is a predicted model, not a curated record. The transcript has a single exon. The coding region runs from base 1 to 396 and encodes 131 amino acids.